Molecule: messenger RNA, 4264 nt
Organism: Betta splendens (Siamese fighting fish)
Lineage: Eukaryota; Metazoa; Chordata; Actinopteri; Anabantiformes; Osphronemidae
Gene: dcph1
Product: acidic residue methyltransferase 1
Exons: 5
Coding region: 2188-3549 (453 amino acids)
Biological process (GO): DNA damage response
Cellular component (GO): cytoplasm; nucleus
Molecular function (GO): phosphatase activity
Source: RefSeq, a predicted model, not a curated record
UACUUCUUCAGUUUGUUGUGUUUAGUUAGUUUAGUAAAUAAAAACUAGCAGCUUAUUACAAACAAUACUAUUAACGAUUAUUUUUAAUGUUUCUUGGAAAGUUUCAAAACAUUAUAUUUGAUUUAUAACUGUUAACCUAAUGUCUACACAAUGUGCAUAAACGUACACCAAAAUCUACUACUACACCACAUUAAAAACUAUGUUACAUUUAAUAUGUUUGUUAUUGUUAUGGGUCACUAAUAUAACUGCAGUUCAUAUUGUAUUUUAAUGUUGAAAUAUCUGUUUCUUGGGCAGUAGUCAUUUUUAAAUAUGUAAAGUUAUACUUAUAUUUAAUGAAAUAGGAGCAUGUAAAGCACAUAUUUUAAUGGAAAGAACAAUUUUUAGAAGAGCCACUAGAUGGAAAGAGUGAACGUGGAGCCAGAUGCUGCCUGUCCACUGGUACAGGAAAUGUUUUUCUUCUCACAAAUGCACUUUGGAGUCACAUCAAUAUUCUAUCAUCAGAUGUUGUCGUCAGUGAGUAGGUGGAUGUUGUCCCAGUGUAAACACCAAUUUUUUUUCCAGACCUGUCAUUACAGAGUUGCAUGUCAGCCUUAGGACGGGCAGUCUAGGGCCAGGCUAAGCAAGUUGGAGCCUCCAAAAAUGUGUGUUGGGGCAGGCAGAGCAUGGGUGGGGAGCGAGUGUGGGAGGAGGCAGAACUGUCCGUGACCUUAGCAAUUAAAAAUGUAUAAUUAAGUCUUUAAAAGAAAAGAAAUAUUUCACCAAAAAGUGAAUUGAAACGACAGCAAAACAAAAAUGUUUACCUAGUGAAACAUUUCACUGCAAGAGGAGAAACUGUACCCUGGUCUGUCAAUAAAAAGUCAAUAAACGUAGUAUUUUUAUGACAAUGCUCUGCACCCUCGUCUCAAUUCAAAUGUUCUCAGAAGAUUUUAUUUUCGCAGAAUAUCUUAUUCAAAACGGAUGUGUGGCGGCCUCCCAUCGAUUUCAACAAUAUUGAUUUUCGGCUGUGAUUAAAGCAAACAAUGAGCGUGAGACUGCGUACAAACAAACAAAUAAUUAAAAAAAACGUAAGGCGAGACCGCGUUUGUCAUAAGCAAACCCGCAUCAACGCGACCGAGCACACCGCGUUCCGUCUCCUUCCCCUCGGCGCAACGCUGCCCGCGUGCUGAGCUGAAACACCUGUUUAAACAGGCCUUCACCGUUAACCGCCGCACCCCCACCGUCCGCGGCCUGUUUUAAAGCCGGAGUGGUGACUCACUCCUCUCUCGGUUUAGAAAAACAGAUCCGGCCAGGCUGGGGCCCCGGCGGGGGGAAGGGAGGCCGGCGGUGGAUGAACACCGGAGGUGGACGCAGCUGGACUCCCACUCCCAAGGACCCCACAUCCUGACAACGGCCCACCGUGUUCCCAUAGUGACUGACCUGGGCGAGGACAAAACACCGCCAGGAUUCAUUCAUAUGCUUAUCUUUCCAGGCUCGUAGUCCCGAGUGGAACCGGGAACAGAGUCAAGAUACAGGAGGACAGAAAGUGGGUUUGAUGCUAAAAGGUUGAAGCGGAAUCCACUACUGCUCGUUUCAUAACAAAUGGCCUCAUUAGAAAUAAAAGCAGCUGGACCUUGCAGUGUGCCACGGAGCCGUUGAAUCCGAGACUCUUGCAGUGAUUGUCCUCCACUCCCCCCUCUUUUCCCGCCAAAAGCCUCAGGGGUUCGAAUUCUGCCCUUUUGUGAUAGGGCGAAUCGAUGUCUCCAUGGCAACCGUUGCCCCGGACAACAGUGGAUGCUCAGGAUGCAGCAGAAUACGUUGAUAUGCUGCACGUUGAGUCACUUAGCAUAAAACGCGCUGCAACGACACGAGGCUUAGAAACAGAGUAACGGGGUGAAUUGAUGAAAACAAUUAAAAUAAUAAUAAAUGUGAGACACAGCUGACUACAUUAACCGCUAGAUGGUGGCAUUGUAUCCUUAAUAAAAUCCAAAGUGUAGAGAAACCUGAAAGAAAUAUUAAAUUAUUAAUGUUAUUAUUCAUAUUAUUAUUUUUUAUCAUAUACACAGCAAACUAAAAUGGUGUAGUUAAGUUAUUUCUAUUGCAAAAUAAAUGAUAAAUAUAAAACAUUCCUAACGUUUGUCUUUGUCCCGGAAACUUUGUCGAUAAAGUUGAAACUUUAUUGAAUUUGAACUGUUUCUUAUUGCUGUAAUCAUGGCGUCUGAUCCGACUGUGACCGGAGUUCCUCCAUCACUAUCUGCCAAAGUAGUCGGGUCUUUCGCGUACUUUACAGUUAAAGACAGGUUGCCGACCAUUCUCACCAAAGUUAUUGAUACAAUUCAUCGCAACAAAAACAAGUUUUUUGAAGAAUAUGGAGAGGAGGGCAUCGAGGCGGAGAAGCAAACAAUAGGCUUGCUGUCUAAGCUGAGGAACGAGCUGCAGACUGAUAAACCAGUUCUCCCUCUGACUUAUGGCCGACAAGAUACUGAGCCGUGGAACCAGUACCUGCAGAGGCAAGUGGAAGUGCAGGGGGACCCGGAGUCCGUGAGCUGGUUCAAAUCCCCCUGGCUGUACGUGGAGUGCUACAUGUACCGCAGGAUACAGGAAGCUGUGUGGCUCAAUCCACCCAUCAAUGACUAUGAUGUCUUUAACGAAGGAAAGACUCAGAGCUUCUUUGAGUCUCAGCAGGCUGUGAUAGCCAUUUGUACCUACUUGGAAGGUGUGAGGAAGCACAUUGAAGAGCUGUCAAAGAAUGAACUUUUGGAGCAUUUCCGCAAACUGCUGCUGGUUUCUCUUUGGGGUAACAAAUGUGAUUUGUCUAUCUCUGCUGGCAAAGAGAACUCACAGAAGACCAGUCCAAUUGACUCCCUCAACGACCUAGAACCUUUUAUUUUAGUGGAUGAUUCUAACAUGGUAUGGUCAUCUCUUCUUUCUGCUCAGAAGCCAGUGCAGCCAGGUAAAACCACGCCAGGCCGGGUGGACAUUGUACUAGAUAAUGCUGGCUUUGAGUUAGUUACUGACUUGGUGUUGGCAGAUUUUCUGGUCUCCUCUGGCCUUGCGUGCGAGAUCCAUUUUCAUGGCAAAUCCUUCCCGUGGUUUGUCUCUGACGUCACAGCUAAUGAUUUUCAGUGGAUCAUCCGAAAGGUCAUGGCAGCCAAUCACAUGUGGAUGUCGAAGAGUGGAGUGCAGUGGCAGCGGUACCUGAAAGAGGGCGUGUGGUGCUAUCAUGAUCAUCCCUUCUGGACUCAGCCUCAUGAGUUCUGUGAUAUGGCCGCUGAUGCUCCAGACCUAUACGCAACCUUGCAGCAGGCAGACCUGGUGCUCUUUAAAGGUGAUCUCAACUACAGGAAGCUAACGGGGGACAGGGACUGGGACCACACGGUGGGCUUUGAUACAGCGCUGCGAGGAUUUGGACCUGCACCGCUAUGUAGCCUAAGAACUCUCAAGGCCAAUGUUCAGGUCGGUCUGCAGCCGGGCCAAGCAGAUAAGCUCACUUCACAAGAUCCAGACUGGAUGACCUGUGGCAAGUAUGCUGUCAUUCAGUUCUACAGCCCAAAGUCCGAACAAUACAACUGAUCACAGUUGUGGAUACAUAAAAACAUUAAUGUAAGAAAUACCAUAAGCAGGAGUCCCUCUGCCUUAAGACCCUUAGCUUAGACAACGUUGUUAAAUGGUGUCUCUCUCCCUCAUAAGCAAGAGCUUCAUGUUUAACACAGGAAGUCCCAGUAACAGAGGUCUAUAUUUUCACUACUGAUUUCUAACAUCUUAUUCCAAAACUGUUAGCACUUUUAUAUCUGUGUUCUCCCGUGAAUUGAACAGUUUACAGUGGCAAAUCAAAAUUUUUUUUAUUGUUUAUGUUUUACAAAAUAAACAAUCAUGUUUACAUGUUGAUGCAGGAUGACUUUGGCUUAGCUUGGUUGUUUCUGUUGCACUUGGCACCACUGAUGCAUGCAUCAGGACUUGCAUACAGGUAUUUAAGUUAGCUGUAAGGCACAUCGUCUAUCGGUGGUUUAAAAGUUGUUGGGGUGGUAUUAGAGUUAAACAUUAACUGUUAAGACCAUAGCACUGCUUGAUUUAAUAGCAUCCCAGACCUCUGUCCUAAUUAAUUAAUUAAUUGAUUAAUUAAUUGGCCAAUUAAUUAAUAUCUCUUACUGUUAUGUAAUGUCAAGGAUUACGGUUCAUUGUCAGUUACAGUACUUUACAGUGAUGUUAACUGGAUUAUUUUUCGUAUUUCUGUGGAAAAUUCUGCCAAUGACAAACAGCUUUAAUUUAAUAAACCGCUGCAGUGAGA